AUGAUAGAGAUACCUUAUGCGAUAGUCACUGGGGCCACUGGAGGGGUUGGUAAAGCCAUAGUAAGAAAAUUGACGAGGGAAGGAGUGAACUGUAUUGCAAUUGGGUCUAGUACUGACAGUAUAACGAAGAAGCUACGAUUUGGGGAUGAUUUAUUGUUUACGGGGGCCCAUCAUAGAAACAGAGCUGUAGCGUUAGAUCUCGCGCGAUGGGAUGGUGAGUUCAACCAUUCUGCUGCUACAAUUGAGGGUUAUAUCGCUGAAGGUAAUAUUAGUACCAGUAAUAAAGAAUUGGUUCUGAGUAAUGCAUUGGCAUUUGACAACAACGAUUCAAACAGAUACACCCUUCGGGUUCUAGUCAACUGUGCAGGAAUAACCCAGGCAUCAGUUGGAAUUAGAAUGAGUCCUAAUGUGAUAAGCAAUAUGAUAAACGUCAACUUUGCAAGUGCUGUUUAUUUAUCCAAUUAUGCAGCUAGAUUACAAAUGAAACAAAAGUCAAGAAAGCGGUUAGAUAUCAUAAAUGUUAGCUCAAUAUUGGGCGGGUUCGCAGACAAACGAAACUUCAUGAUUCAAGGCACAUCCAUAUACAGCGCCACUAAGGCUGCACUCAGUCAAUUCACAAGAGUAUACGGAAAGGAAGUCGAAAGACUAUCCAUCAAUUGUCAUGACAUAGCGCCAGGUCUUAUUCCAGAGACCGACAUGAUUAAAAACUUGCCCGAACGAGCACAGGAAAAUCUACUGCGAACAAUAAAUGGAGAAAUAACUACUGUAGAUGAAGUGUCCGAGCAAGUAUUAAGAAUCUACAAAGAAAGUUGA
Nakaseomyces glabratus is the source of this 813-nucleotide messenger RNA. It is a transcript of the gene OAR1, whose product is annotated as 3-oxoacyl-[acyl-carrier-protein] reductase (NADPH). Lineage: Eukaryota; Fungi; Ascomycota; Saccharomycetes; Saccharomycetales; Saccharomycetaceae. The record is from RefSeq and is a predicted model, not a curated record. Gene Ontology annotation, molecular function: oxidoreductase activity, acting on the CH-OH group of donors, NAD or NADP as acceptor.